UUCAUCUUCACCAAAUCGUUUUUGUGUGUGUGUGUGUUGCCUUGCCGUUCUUUUUUUCUGAUAUAGAAAAUUUUCGUCUUUUAGUACACAACAACAAAAGCAUCAUCAUUUUGGUUUUAGUUCAAUUUUUUUUUGUCGAUUAGUCCAUAUCAUCACUAUAGUAGUAAUAAAUAAAUGCUAGUUUUAUAAUUCUAUAACCAAUUUUCUCACUUGAUUUCAUCAUCAUCAUCAUCUUUUUUUUCUCUUUUAUUUGCUAUCAUUAUCAUCGUAUAUUUAACCAAGUGAUCAAUCCAUUCUUCUUAUAACCAUCGCUAUUCAUAAUCAAAUGUGAUUUUUUUUCUUUAUUUCAAUCGAAAAUAUACUCGAUAUAUUCGAAAAAGUUUUACAUCAUCAUCAGUCUAAUUAUGGAUCAAUCAAAUGAUCAGUCGCCAUCACCAUCAAAUGUUCCUGGGAAUUCUUCGGGUGAAAAUGAUAAUCCAAUAAUCAAUUCGGAAAUAUCAUCAUCAUCCACUUCAUCUCAUUUGGCAAAUACCAUCAUACCAGAAAUUUAUGUUCCACAAACAUCUCGAGAAUUGACUCCUGAAGAGUUACGACGCAAACGACUCUCAAGAUUGGCUGGUGCUGGAGCAUACCAUAAUAAUAACAAUAACCCUGCCGGACAACAACAACAACAACAACAACGACAUCAAGUUCAAUCAUCUAUUAAUGUAGCGGCAUCAUCAACAAUAAUGACAACAUCUGCCAAUUUGUUGCCGCAGCUUGCCGAAUCAAGUCUUCUUCAACAGCAACAGCCAUUGAAUUGUAAUUCAUCAACCAAGACGACGGCAAAUAAUAAUAAAAAAAGAAACGACACCCUCAAUCAUCACCUACAUCAACAGCAAGGAGUGAAUAACCCGGCUAACACUGAACAAGGAAAUGAAUCAUCACUCAAAUAUAAUGUUAAUUUAGAUUUUGUUUCGGAUAAACGAUCAUCAUCAUAUCCAGAACCACCAUCAGCAAUGGAUGUUGAUUGUACUCCUCACAAUGAUAAAAUGAAUCCAAAUAUUGGCGGUUCAGAUGCUCGUAUCGAGAAGAUGGAUGUAGAUAAUAUUGAAGAACGUCGUGAAAAUCUUAAACGACAACGAGAUAAUUCAUUCGAGUCAAAAUCUGAUAUUGUUCUUGAUUCAUUUGAAGAAUCAAAUUCAUUAUCGUUGACAAUUUUCAAUAUAAUAUCGAAAACAUUUAAUGUUGAAAUUUCCAAUGAAAAUAAUGGCAACAAUGACCAAUUGAUUCAUUCACCAGUCACAAUAAAUCUUCAAGAAUUUAAAACUAAAAUCAAACCAACCGAUGAUUACAAGAAUAUUAUUCAAUUCAUUCUCAUGGAAAUUGUAACGAAUCUCAUUAAUCAACCGGUCAGUUUUGAUGAUAGUCUCGCUUAUUUCAAUAAAUUCAAACCAGAAAAUUUUGAAUCAAUCAUUCAAUCAACAUUCAAAAUCAAAAAGAACAAUGAUUUUGAAGCCGUGAAUUUUAUGUCAUAUCGUAAUAAAUAUAUUUUAGCCCUAUCAUAUGUGCUGGAUUCAUUCAAUCGAGCCAACAAAGAAGAAAAAUUAACAUUGGAAAAAUAUGAAACACCAAUCAUUCGCGAUUUAUUGGCAUCGAUUAAAAAUCAAUGCAUCAAUUUUGUUGCAUUGAUCAUGAAUCAAUCGGAAUCGGAUUCAUAUCUUAUAAAUUAUUUCCUGCAAUUAUUGUAUUCACAAAAAUUACAUCCAGAUUUUAUCAAUAGUUUUAUUGUCAACACCUAUAAUCACUAUUCACCUACAUUGUUUGCAGCAAUUUUUGAACCAAUUUUACAAAAUCUUUGGUUAGAUAUGAAUUCCUAUUGUUCAUUCAUUUAUGAUAAUCAUAAAUUACCAUUACAAAUACUUAAUCAGAUUUGUAAUGUUUCGGUCGGAAAAUCCAAUUAUCCAAUUGGUGAAUUGCUAACAAAUUCUCAAACGAUAAAUUGGUUAUUACCGGCUACCAUUUCAGAAUCGAAUGGUCGUGAAUUUUCUAAAAUUGCAUACAUGUCACCAUUUUUGCGAUUGUCAGUGUUUGCUGAAGAUGAUCCAAAAAUUGUCGAUAAAUACUAUCCAAGUAAAAAUGGUCAUGAUGUAGUCAAACAAACGACAAUAGAUCUGCAAAAUACUUUGGAUUAUAUUCGUCGUGAUCUACUAUAUCCAAUAUUUCAUUCUUUAUUAUUGAAUCAUAAAAGUCGUGCAAGAACUGUUGAAUUUUUCACUGAAGCAUUACUGAGAAACAGUACUCGUUCACGUUUACAUUUGGAUGAAAAAUCUGUUGCAUCCGAUGGCUUUUUCACCAAUCUCACUAGUGUUUUACAAUUACUUUCGGUGAAAAUCAAGCGUGAAAAAAUUGAUCCAUUAUUUCCUAUGAAUCAAAACAAUCCAUUGGCCAUCAAAAAAGAUGAUUCACGAAUCAAGUUCAAUCAAGCUGAAGCCGAGAAAUGGCUUGAACAAGAGAUGGCAAAACCAGAUUUUGCUUGGAAUGAAGUAACAUUUUCGACACAAUGUUUUUUUCAAACUUUAUAUGCACAUCAUAUAAGCGUCAUACCAUGCAUCCGAAAACAUAUGCGGCGUUUGAGAACCAUCCGAGAAUUGAAUCGUUUCAUUGAAGCUCACCAGACUGAUCAAUCCAAUCGGCUGCGUCGUUAUAAAGAACAAAUGUUGCGAUAUCAUAAAUCAAAACUUUGUGCUGAAGCUGGCCUAUUGGACGAACGAUUCCUUGGUCGUUGUAUGAUAUUCUAUAAUCAAUUUAUUCAUUUCUUGUUGAAAUUAAUUAAUUGUGAUAAUGAAUAUGAUCUGGAAUUACCAUUGCCUCAAAAUGUACCACCAAUUUUUGCCAGUUAUCCAGAUUGGUAUCUAGAGGAUUUGGCUGAUUUUCUUAUCUUCAUUAUUCAACAUUGUUCGACAAUAUUGGAACCACCAAAUCCAUAUUAUGAUUCAGCCAAUUUUGAAUGCUUGAUUCUAUUCAUUAUAGUGGUCAUUUGUUCACCACAUUAUAUAAACAAUCCCUAUUUGACUGCAAAAUUCAUCGAAAUUGUUUUUCUAUCGAGCCCAAUUGUCAACACUCAUUCAUCGACAUUUCACGCAAAAAUCAUGAAUCAUCCAUUAGCCGAUCAAUAUCUAGUUCGUGCUCUAAUGAAAUUCUACACUGAUGUUGAAAUCACUGGUACCUCGAAUGAAUUUUAUGAUAAAUUUACCAUUCGUUAUCAUAUUAGUAUUAUAUUCAAAUCAUUUUGGACAAAUCAAAAACAACAAUUUGCCAUUAUUAAUGAAGCCGAUAAUGGAAAAAAUUUUGUCAAAUUCAUCAACAUGUUGAUGAACGACACGACUUUCUUGUUGGAUGAAGCAUUGGUUUCUUUGAAACGAAUUCAUGAAAUUAAAGAGGACAUGAAAAAUCCUGAAAAUUGGAAUAGACAAACACGAGAACAACGAGAAACUCGUGAACGCCAACUAGCAUUCGAUGAACGGCAAUGUCGUUCAUUUUUAAUUUUGGCUGUCGAGAAUGUUGACAUGUUGCAUUAUCUGACAAAAACGGUACAAAAACCUUUCGAAGCUGUGGAACUCAUUGAUAGAUUGGCUGCAAUGCUCAACUUUAAUCUACAACAGCUUUGUGGUAAAAAAUGUAAAAGUCUUAAAGUUCCAAAUCCAGAAAAAUAUGGUUGGGAUCCCAAAUAUUUACUCGACAAGAUUACUGAUAUUUAUUUGCAUUUAAAGUCCAAAAAAUUUUAUCAAGCCAUUGCCAAUGAUGAACGAUCAUAUAGUCAUGAAUUAUUCAAAGAUGCUGCAUCGAAAAUGGAACGUAUCCAUAUUAAAUCACAACAUAAAAUUGAAUCAUUUUUAUUGAUUAUAUCAGAAGUGGAAAAAAUUCUCGAGGUUAAAAAACAGAUGGAAAUUGAUUUUAGUGAUGCACCAGAAAAUUAUAAAGAUCCAUUAAUGGAUACAAUUAUGGAUGAUCCGGUUAUAUUGCCAAGUGGAAACAUAAUGGACCGAUCUGUGAUAAUUCGUCACUUGUUGAAUGCUUCUACUGAUCCAUUCAAUCGUCAACCAUUGAAUGAAGAUAUGCUUGUACCAAAUGAUAAGCUUCGACAAGAAAUCAAAGAAUGGAAACAGCAGAAGAUUCGCAAUGCAAAACAUGAAAAGAAAAACGCUGAAACUGAUACCGAUGAAACUGAAGAACAAUGAAUUUGUAAUGAAAAUCAUUAUACAUUGUACAUAUAUAAAUUUUAAAAUAAUGAAAAAAUAACUAAAUAUACUGGCUAUAAAAUGUGCAUGUUUUUAUUAUUUUUUUUUUCUUACAACAUGGAAAAAUUGAAUAAAAUAAACUUCAAAACAUGA
Molecule: messenger RNA, 4373 nt
Organism: Dermatophagoides farinae (American house dust mite)
Lineage: Eukaryota; Metazoa; Arthropoda; Arachnida; Sarcoptiformes; Pyroglyphidae
Gene: Ube4B
Product: Ubiquitination factor E4B
Biological process (GO): ERAD pathway; protein polyubiquitination; ubiquitin-dependent protein catabolic process
Cellular component (GO): cytoplasm; ubiquitin ligase complex; nucleus
Molecular function (GO): ubiquitin-ubiquitin ligase activity
Source: RefSeq, a predicted model, not a curated record